GGGCGGAGCGGUUCCUUUCAGGCAGGCGCUGGCUGGGCAGUGAUGGCGGACGAUGGGAUUGGGAAGCUAAGGACGAAACAAGGCGACGGCGGCGCUCCGCCGGAGACGGCGGCUACUGCCUCGUCCGGAAGUUGGCUGUGGGGAAGCUGGUUCGACAUGCUAUUUAUCUUGACGCUGGUGAUCGUGACGCUUUUGGCCUAUCAGGUUUACAAGCGCUGGGGCAAAAGGAUCGGAGCGGGGGGCGCGGCGCAACAAAGUCAGGCCCACUCCUUGCCCCGCAUGAAGCGGCGGGACUUCACUUUGGAGCAGCUGCGCGAGUACGACGGCGCGCGGUUGCCGCGCAUCCUUCUGGCCGUCAACGGCAAAGUCUUCGAUGUAACCAAAGGCAGCAAGUUCUACGGGCCCGAAGGUCCUUAUGGAAUAUUUGCUGGCAGAGAUGCUUCGAGGGGACUAGCAACUUUCUGUCUAGAUAAAGAUGCACUCAGAGAUGAAUAUGAUGAUUUAUCGGACUUAAAUGCUGUGCAAAUGGAAAGUGUUAGAGAAUGGGAAAUGCAGUUUAAAGAAAAAUAUGACUAUGUAGGUAGACUCCUAAAGCCAGGAGAGGAACCAUCAGAAUAUACAGAUGAAGAAGAUACCAAGGAUCACACUAAACAAGAAUGAACUUUGUAAAUCACCAAAGUCAGGGGCCUUUGGAACUGUAACCUUUUAUUCCCCAUCAAAGAAUGCCCUACAACUUGGGUA
Messenger RNA from Notechis scutatus (mainland tiger snake), 741 nucleotides. RefSeq names its product progesterone receptor membrane component 2 (gene PGRMC2). Gene Ontology annotation, cellular component: membrane; endomembrane system; endoplasmic reticulum. The record is from RefSeq and is a predicted model, not a curated record. NCBI's taxonomy places the organism in Eukaryota, Metazoa, Chordata, Lepidosauria, Squamata, Elapidae.